Messenger RNA from Arabis nemorensis, 276 nucleotides. The record is from the annotation of a GenBank genome assembly. Lineage: Eukaryota; Viridiplantae; Streptophyta; Magnoliopsida; Brassicales; Brassicaceae.
AUGAACUGGGUUCAACGCAAAAUCUACCUUUACAAUGUCACGUUCGGGCUUUACAUGCUUGAUUGGUGGGAACGAUACCUCUUCAAUGCUUUGGUGGCUGUCUUGAUGUGGUUCGUUAUGUACAAUGGUACACGCUACUUCUCAGAGCUCUUCAAAAGUUUGAUGCUGCAAAUAUGCUUUGUGGACUCUGGAACAAGAUCCACCAUGGUUUCUCAUAAUCUUGCAGAACAAAAGGAUAAGUCCACCAUUUCCAUAGACAGGCCUGUCCAUAGAUAA